UUUGAAAAAACAAAAACAAAAAACCUUUGUCUUUGCUUCCAGUUUUGACUCCUUUGCUUCCUAUAUCAGCGCUGAUGUGGCGGCACUGUCUGAGUGGUGACACCUAUCGUACAGCAGAAUACAAUAAAGGCUAUUCUAUUCUAUUCUAUUCUAUUCUAUACUGCACCUUAACAGCGAGCAUAAAUAGAAGUGACUGUGUGAUGAUGUUGCAGCAGCAUGCAAAGCACAGUCGGCAGUCCAAAGAUCUGCAUGGGGUUAGGUUAAUUGGUGCUUCUAAAUCGGUCAUAGGUGUGAGCAUGAACGAUUGUCUCUCACUCUGUGUUGGCCCCGUGAGAGAGACCUGCCCAGGCUGUGCCCGACCUUUUACCCUAUGACAGCUGGGACAGGCUCCAGCCCCACUGUGAUCCUAAACUGGCUAACCGGAAACGGAUGGAUGGGAAAGACAUGAUGUUUUUGUACAUAUUGGUCCCAAUUAGAGUCAUGUUGUGUCUGGUGUCAAAACACCAAGAUGCUGACGGCUGAAAAGCACUCAGCUUGAGGCUUCACACACGUCACAGUGGUUAGGGUCGUCUUACAUCUACAGCCUAUUCACAGGACACAAACACAAACUGUUAUUUCAUGUCACUUAACCAAGUGCACUUUUACGCGUUGCGUGCCCGCUUAAAGGUUAUGAAAUGCACUGCAUCUUCUUGUUACGCUGCACAGAUGAAGUUUAGUAAGUCACAACGCUGACGUGUUCGCAGGGGACGUUUUCAUUACCAAUUUGCCACACUUGUGCGAAGUGACAGUGAGAGUUACACAAACUCGAGCAACUUUUACGUAAUGAGAAAAGAGAGAACGCCUGCGAGACACGACACCCACAUGACUCAUUAUCAGCUUGUUCACACACCGUACCGACCGCGUUACCUUUGGAAUUAACUUGUUGCCGGUUAUCCGUGGGAGCUGUUGACAGUGAAGGGCAAAUAUAGAUCUAUUGGCAUCCUCGUGUCCUUUAACAUGAUGUUAUGGAUGAUGUUCUGCUCCCGAAUGCCAGCAAAGCCUGAGGGCCACCCAGAGCUCAGUCUGGAUGGAGAGCACAACAGCAAAAACCAGCAGCGGCGUUAAUGUGACAGCCAGUAGCAGCUGUUAAGGUGGAGAGGUGAGACUGAAAAAAGCCAAAUGAGGUCCUUUUUGCUAAUGAGGCCUAGGCAUUUCUCUCUGUCUCUCUCUCUGUCUCUCUCUCUUUCAGCUGCAACAGUGUUAUCGGUAUGCACCUCGUUCUGCUUCCUCUCAGUUCCACAGCAGCUCCAAGGAUUCAGCCUCAAACAUAGCAAUUCAGCUAAAACACUACUCAAAUACCACUGGUGUGCCAGCAGUCAAUUCCAGCAUUUUUUUUCCCUUCAGAAUGGAGCAGAAUUAAUGAAUAUCAAAAUGCGUGGCUUAAAACAUGCAGACUUUGUUUUCCUCGCAGUAGAAUUAAUGCGGCUGUUAUCUCUGCUGUAUGCGUUACCAUUUCAGCUCUUCACCUGCUGUUUAGGGCUCCUAAACACUCUGUUGGAAAUUAGUUGUGUUCAUUGACGCUGACAAACCGAUCAAUAUGGUGAACUAUUUCUUAAACAAACGCAGACAGGUCUUAAGUUAAUUGUCGAGUCAAUCGAUGAGGGGUAAUCUCACCUUUUCUGUUUAACGAAAUAGGCCGCGGAUGUCAACGCUUAGACAAGCCCGUCAGACGGAGCUCGGCGACGAGCUCAGCCGAGCAUUUGGUGGGAGUAGGGAAAUGAAUGGAAGUAGGCCACUGAAUGCAGCAAAGCAUCGUAGCGGGCAUUUGAAUUUCAAGGCGGCGCGUUAAAUCAAGUUAAGCAGGAGACAAAAACAAAAACAUUGACUACAGCUUUUCAGAAAUUUGCAGUGUGUGCAGCAUCUGCAGUUGAUCCUGGGAUUUUCCUUAACUUCAGCUGUUGUAUAUUGACUCCUGGCAGUGCUGAAAACUAUAAGGAAAGAGAUGUGCUUCUACUUCUGAUUUAAAAACAAAAAACAGAGAGACAGAGCUUUAGAGGGAAACUUUUAAUGCUCCUCUUUGCAAAAGCUGGCCACUGCAGUCAGCUCUAGCAAAGGAAAUUUGUCUUUCCAGACUGAUAUUAUGUUCUAUUUUCAAAUCAAAUUUUCCUUUUGUACAGCUGACCGGGAUUCAUUUAAGAAAAAAAAAAAAUCUAGACAUUGAUCCUGAUUCUCCCUAAGAGGAGCGAGAGCUUACGAGUGCCAGAUUCAAGUUGUUGGGGUUUUUUUUUGUGACCAUUUUUCUUUUACUUUAUCACCGCUGAGCCCGAUUGAUGCAGGGAAGUGUUACAGUAUGAAGCAGUAUCGAUUUCCUAAAACGGCCCCAUGAAUGCUCCCUGUCCUGAUGAUCCAAUUCACUGAUCCUGCAGGCUUGCAUCACACUCGGCGGGGUGUUCGACAGACAUGAUGAAGCAGUGCUCUGAAGUGAAUUUCUUGCCCUGUUCUCGAGGCUAAAUGAGACAAAAGCCACACCUUGGAUAAAAAGUGACAAAAUGCCGAGCACAUAACCCCAGUUUAAUUUUCUCUUUCCAGAUGGACUGGCUCACACCUGAGAUGUGAAGUGUGUUAUGUGAGCCAAGGUGUUUUCCCACCUCGCUGGUGGUGGGGAGAGAUGCUGCACUCCGUUGCCAUGACAGCAGAAGUUCUCUUUGUUCUUGGGUUCCUGAUGAUGAGCGGCGCUCUGUGUAAUCCUAUCGCAACCUUACCGGUGAGCCAAGAGCGUCUGGAAAGGGUGUUGACCCAAGCUAGGGAGGACAAACAUCAGGACAAGCAGACUGCAGAGGAGCCGCUGGGAUACAUGGCCCAGGAACAGCCGCAGGAAAUCAAUGCUGUAGGGCCCAACAGGACUGCCAGGUCAAACCUCAGCUCUCAGGCACGAGGAUCUAAAGGCGAGAAUUCCCAGGAGCUGUGGAGCGAACAGGACAGCCUGAACCAAAUAGACGAAGCUCCGACCAGUGACGUCACCCUCUCCCUGGACGCCAUCGACGAGUACGCGUACCCAGACUACAGGGGGAAAGGCUGCAUGGAUGAGAGCGGCUUUGUUUUUGCCAUCGGCGAGCAGUUCACCCCGGGCCCUUCAACGUGCCCUUGCCUCUGCACAGAUGAAGGCCCUCUGUGCUCCAAGCCAGAAUGUCCCAAGGUCCACCCUCGCUGCAUCAAAGUGGACACUAGCCAGUGCUGCCCGCAGUGCAAGGAGAAAAAGAACUACUGUGAGUUUCGGGGCAAGAUCUAUGCUUCGCUAGAAGAGUUUAAGGUGUCUCCGUGUGAGAAGUGCAGGUGUGAGCCGAGCGGAGAGGUGCUGUGCUCUGUGGCAGCCUGCCCACAGACAGAGUGCGUGGACCCGGAGUACGAGCCGGAUCAGUGCUGUCCCAUCUGCAAGGGUGGGCCAAACUGCUACGCAGACACGGCGGUGAUACCGGCUGGCCGAGAGGUGAAGAUCGAUGAGUGCACAAUCUGCUACUGCACAUACGAGGAAGGCACGUGGCAGAUUGAGCGUCAAGCCACCUGCAGUAAGAACGAGUGCCAGCGGAGCUAGAGACUGGCACGGCGACGAGAGAGGGACAUUGGCACGCAACACCAGUGCCGAGCCGCAUGCACACUCUCAGCCUUUCACCCAGUCUACCGGGCAUCAGGGUCGGACAGCACCCCUCAAGCAUUUCAGCAUUAAUACUGUAGUCACUCCUGUAUUACUGAAAUGAUGCUUUUAUGAAAGUUUAUAAUCCACACACAGAAUAUCUAUUUAUCUAUGUAUUAAAUUAUUUAUGAAUAUAUAUACGAAAUAUAGGAGUCAUUAAUGCUGAAACAGUGGAAGACUAUUUUUUAUAGUAUCUGUAUUUUAUUAAGCAAUGUAUUGGACCAGAGGUCAAUAAAACAACAGAAUGUAUAGAACACACACAGCUGUCUUUGGAGGUGCAAGCCUCAACGUCUCUUAACCCGCGGUGUCAUCCGACAAAUCUCGACACCCGUCCCUCUACCACCAAAGUGCAGACUAGACUGUGCACGAUUCAUUUUGCAGUGCCAGGGUGCAGACUUGCUGUGUAGGGCAGUGCAGUGCAGAGUUACAGGCGAACAACAACGAAGAAAGACGAGUAAAUUCACGAGGACUCGACUGUUUCCUGAUUUCUUUUAUCCUUUUUUUCUGGAUGUUCAAAUGUGCUUUGAUUUGAAAGUGCUUUUUUUGUAUUUCUCUCGGUACAGUGUGUUCAUGUUUCAAA
This is a messenger RNA of Pelmatolapia mariae (spotted tilapia), 4250 nucleotides long. It is a transcript of the gene vwc2, whose product is annotated as von Willebrand factor C domain containing 2. The transcript is spliced from 3 exons. Gene Ontology annotation, biological process: negative regulation of BMP signaling pathway. Gene Ontology annotation, molecular function: protein binding. Lineage: Eukaryota; Metazoa; Chordata; Actinopteri; Cichliformes; Cichlidae. The coding region runs from base 2648 to 3571 and encodes 307 amino acids. The record is from RefSeq and is a predicted model, not a curated record. Gene Ontology annotation, cellular component: AMPA glutamate receptor complex.